This is a messenger RNA of Agelaius phoeniceus (red-winged blackbird), 7002 nucleotides long. NCBI's taxonomy places the organism in Eukaryota, Metazoa, Chordata, Aves, Passeriformes, Icteridae. The record is from RefSeq and is a predicted model, not a curated record.
AUGGAGAACCUGAGCAAAUGGGCCACCUCCAAGGAGCCCCAGCUGGCCAGCAGCCGUGGGAGGGUCUGCAAGGACCUGUGGGAGGCAGAUGAUAUUGCUGACAAUGUGCUGGAGAUGGAGUUCAUGCAGAAACAGACUUACAUUGGGCAAAUUUUGAUUUCUGUGAAUCCUUUCAAAGACCUCAAUAUCUACUCUGAAGAUGUGGCUACCGAGUACCAGCAAGGGACUCUCUCAAAAAGUGCCCCACACAUCUUUGCCAUAGCAGAGAGGGCCUACACGCUGUCCCAGUCAUCAGGGCAGGAGCAGUGUGUCCUCAUCAGUGGGCACAGUGGAUCAGGUAAAACAGAAGCUGCCAAAGCCAUUGUGCAAUACCUGACCAUGCUGUACCAGGGAUCUGACAGCCACAGGAUCAGACAGCCCUGCAAUGUCCUGCCAAUCCUUGAGAGUUUUGGAAAUGCAAGAACCAUCCUCAAUGACAACUCCAGCCGUUUUGGAAAGCUGCUGAGUGUCCACCUGCGACAGGGCGUUGUGGUGGGAACAUCCAUCUCCCAGUACCUGCUGGAGAAGUCCCGUGUGGUGUUUCAGGCCCACGGUGAGAGGAACUACCACGUGUUUUACGAGCUGCUGGCAGGGCUGCCCGUGGAGCAGAAAGAGGAGUUGUACUUGCAGGAGGCAGAGUCCUACUUCUACCUGAACCAGGGCAGAGCAUGUGAAGUCCUGGGGAAGGAGGACAGUCAGGAUUUUCUGGUCUUGGUGCAAGCUCUGGAGGGAAUUGGCCUCUCAGAUGAUCAGCUGAGCUCCACCUGGGCUGUCCUGGCUGCCAUUCUGCAGCUGGGGAACAUCUGCUUUACCUCCUAUGAGGUUACAUCUUAUGAUCGGAUCUUCACCCCUCUGUCUGUAGAAGGAGCCAUUGAUGCCAGGGACUCCAUUGCCAAGGCUCUGUACUACCUGCUCUUUGAGUGGCUGCUGCUGAGGAUCAAUGAGUGGUUGGCUCCCUGGGAGUCCGACUGUGCCGUGGGCAUUGUGGACAUCCAUGGCUUUGAGGAUCUGGGGGUGAACAGCUUAGAGCAGCUCUGCAUCAACUUUGCCAAUGAGCACCUCCAGUGGUUCUUCAGCCAGACCAUCAUUGCCCAGGAAGAGGAGGAAUACAGCCAGGAGCAGUUAGCUUGGAUUCCUAUUUCCAGGAUGUGCAGUGAGUCGUGCCUGGAUUUCCUUACUGCAAAGCCCCAUGGCCUCCUGUGCAUCCUGGAUGACCAGACAUCCCUGACUCAGGCCACAGACCACACUUUCCUCCAGAAGUGUCAUUACCACCAUGGAAACAGCCCUUGGUACAGCAAGCCCAAGCUGCCUUUGCCAGAGUUCACUGUGCAGCACUAUGCUGGCCCUGUCACCUACCAGGUCCACAAGUUUCUCCAUAAAAACCGUGACCAGCUGCGGCCAGAGGUGCUGGAUAUCUUUUCCCAGAGCCGCCUCAAGGUGGUGUCUGAGAUUUUCCAGAGGGCUAAAGCUGCCUAUGGUCAGCGAAGGGAGCUGGGGGGCAGGGGCAGAGGGCUCAGGCCUCAGGCCUCCACACUGGUGUCCAAAUUCCAGCAGUCUUUGCAGGACCUCACAGCCAAGCUGAGAGGGAGCCAUGCCUUCUUCAUCCGCUGCAUCACCCCUAACCCCAGGAAGCUCUCAAAUGUCUUUGAUGUGGAAUAUGUCAACUGUCAGCUGCGACAUUCAGGGAUACUGGAGGCCAUCCACAUCCUAAAGGAGGGGUUCCCAGUCCAUCUGCCAUUCCAGAGCUUCCUGGCCAGGUACGGGCUCCUGGCAGGGAGCAGGCCCAGCAGCUUGGAGCAGAGAGAAGGCUGUGCAGCAGUGCUGGCCCACGUGGUGGGGAACCCCUCGGAUCUCUACCAGAUUGGGGUGACAAAGAGGAAAUUCCGCCGCCUCCUCCAGCGCCGGCGCCUCCGCGUCCUGCAGGAGAAAGUCACACUGAUCCAGGCUCACUUCCGAGGCUACCAGGCCAGGAAGCGUUACAGGAGGCUGAAGAAGACUUUGGUGCAAUUUAAAACCAUGAUUGUGAUCUCCAGACCUUUGAUUCAGAGGAGGAAGCGCUGCCAGGAUGUGGGGCUGCUGGAGAUCCCUGCAGAGCUCGCAGCCCUCCUGCACUUUGUUGAAGGUCGACACCAAGCACAGGCCAACCAGAUAACUGAGACACAGCCCCCAGAAGUCAAGGUCAAGGAUGACCUUUCCCUCCCACCCACCAUCAACAGCCAUCCCUUCUCCUCCUUCAUCAAAUCAUACUUCCAGAAGCCAGAUUUCCCUGCCCCUGGUCAGCCUCUGCAGCACCCCUUAACCCACCUGGAUGCUGAACACCAGGAGAGUGCACUUGAGAUAAACAAACUGAUUUUGCGCUUCAUCGGUGACCAGAGUCUCCAUGGCUGGCAGGAGGUCCUGCUGGGCAACUUCAUUGCUGCCAGAGGCUUGAGGGACGCUGCUCUGCGCGAUGAAAUCUUCAGCCAGGUGGUUGCCCAGAGCUGGAGGAACCCGGACACGGAGCGCAGCCGGCGGGGCUGGCUCCUGAUGGCCACUCUGCUCAGCUGCUUUGGCCCCUCACCAGCACUGCAGAAGCCACUGCUGAAGUUUGUGUCAGACUAUGGCAUGGAGGGCUACAGCGCUGUGUGCCAGCGCAAGAUGCUGAGGGCAGCUCAGUGCACAGGGACAGAGGCUGUGCCUGCUCGGGCUUACCCUCCCACCCAGCUGGAGUGGACAGCAAACCAGAGGAGAGGGAAGAUGGUGCUGGAUGUUCAUACCUUUAAUGAGGAGAAGUUCUCAGCUGAGGUGGAGUCCUGGAUGACUGGGGAGCAGUAUGCAGCCUGCAUCCUGAGUGCCAGGGGCUGUGACAAGAACACUCGAGGGUGGUCUGUCUCCAUGUUCACUGGCAACAUGUGGCAGGACCUGCUGGGCUGUGACUUUGUGCUGGACCUCAUUGGAGAGAUGGAGGACACCAGCAACUUCAUCAGCUCCUCCCGGGCCCCCACUGAGUACCCCAUCACCCCAGAAAGGGACAGGAGCAUCCUGCAGUCCUCUGACCUGGACAUGAUCCCUCCUGCUCCAGGUAUCCAGGCCCCUGCCUUCCCCCCACCCAGCCUGCCUCCAGAGCUUAUUGGUCUCCAUCCAGAUCCAAGGUUUAGAGAUGACCUGAGGGUCCCUGUGGGCCUGGAUCACUAUGUGGAUGAUCUCUUCAGUCCUGUGCUGCAUCAGAGCUCCAGAGCAUCUGAGAUGGAGAGCAGGGAGAAUCUCACCAGACGCAUGAAAGGAGGUGGGAAGAUUGGCCCCACACAGAGAGGAAUCUUUCCUUCUACAGGCUUGUCUGGAAUGACUCAAACACCAGUUUACCAGCCCAUGCCCUCCAUGAUGGGGAUGCCAGCAGCCAUGCCUAUGAUGCCAGGGGUUGGUGGGGUGGCACCUAUGCCAGCCAUGGUGAUGCCCCAGCCCGUGGUCCCAGCUGUGGAUCCCAGCCAGCUGGCAGCACAGCAGCAAGCCUUUAUCAACCAGCAGGCCAUGCUCAUGGCCCAGCAGAUGACUCUUCAAGCCAUGAGCAUUUCCCAGCAGCAGCAGCAGCAGGAGCUGCAGAAGCAGCAAAAGUCUCUUGAGAACUCCAGGCCAAGAGUCUCCAGCCCAGCACAAGCCUCAGCCCCAGCCACUCUCCCAAAACCCAAGAAGCCUCCCAGCAGCCAGGCUGCUGCAGAGCCAUCAAGGUCUCCAGAGCCACCAGCUAAGGCAAAAGAGCUGGAUUAUGACUAUGUGGAAGAGGAGUUCUUCAGCAGUGAGGAUGAUGAUUGUCCUCGGGAAACCUUCCAGCAGAAGAGAGAGUACUUCCAGAAGAUGGGAGAGCAGCACAUCCGAGUGAAGAAAGUCAGACCUAGCAAAACCUGGACUCCUCCAGCAAAACCCCAGCCAACAGAGGAGGAGGAGGAAAAAAAAGAGGAGCUGGAGAAGAGUCAAAAAGAGGAGCUGGAGAAGAGGAAAGAAGAGAAGCCUGUCCCUGAACCAGAGCCAGCUCCUGCUUCCCCUCUGCCACCUCCUGUGCCUAAGCCAAAAAAGGAGACACCAAAACCAAAGAGGGAGCCACCUGUAGUGAAGCCUUCAGGCCCUGAGAAGCGUCCUGCACCCAGCCACGAGAUUGGGAACAUCAUCAAAAUGUACCAGAGCAGACCAGCCCCUGAGCCCCAGCCCAUCCAGCCCAGCAGGAGAGUAUCCAGGCCAUUUAUAAAGAAAAACGACCCCAAAAAUGAGGCUCUGGCCAAGCUGGGAAUGAUGAACCCCUCACCUCAACGAUCCCCAUCUCCUGUGCCACAGGAGAAGAAAAUACCUCCACCUGUCAAGCCCAAGCCAGGCCCAGCUUCCAGCUCUAUCAAGGAAAAGCAGCUGCCCCUCCUGUCCAUCUUCAAACCAGAGGGUGCCCCCUCAGCUGCCCAGACCCCUCAUGGUCCCCCCCUUCCCUCACCAACACCUGAGGACCAAGACAGGCAGGAGCCCCCGGGGAAGGACUCUGCUGUGACAGUGGCAGGUGAUGAUGGGAUCAAGACCCAGUUGUACAAGCUCACCACCAGUGUCAGCUUUUCCUAUGUCGACCCUGCCUGGAAAAUUUUUCUGCGCAAAGAGGUGUUUUACCCCAAAGAAAAUUUCAGCCACCCUUACUGUCUGAACUUGCUGUGUGAACAGAUCAUCCGUGACACCUUCUCCGAGUCCAACUUUCGGAUCUCCAGGGAGGAGAAGCGCAAGAUGAAAGAUCUGCUGAUGGAGUUCCGCGUUGGCAGCAAUGCCCAGUCCAUCCAGGAGGAGGGGAUAAAGAAGAGGAUUGUAGUGGCUGCUCGGGACAACUGGGCCAACUAUUUCUCCCGCCUUUUCCCAGUUCAGGGUGAAAAGGGAAGUGGUGUGCAGCUCCUGGGUGUUUCUCACCGGGGCAUGAGGCUGCUGAAGGUGGAGAAAGCAGCUGGAUACCAUCCUGAGCACCUCAAGAUCCUACGCAGCUACUGCUUUGCAGAGGUACUGUCAGUGGAGAUGAAAGGCAGCAAUUCCCUGGAGUUCUCCCUGAAGACAGAGCAGCUCAUCCUGCACUCUCCGAAGGCUCCGUGCAUCAAGGCCAUGGUGGAGCUCUUCAUGCAGGAGCUGAGGCAGGACACCAACUAUGUGGUGGCCCUGCGCAGCUACAUCGUGGAUGACAAGAGCCUGCUCAGCUUCAACAAGGGUGACCUCAUCGAGCUGCUGCCCAUGCAGGGCGUGGAACCAGGGUGGCAGUUUGGCUCCACGGGUGGCCGCUGUGGUCUCUUCCCCACCAGCCUGGUGCAGCUGGCUCCUGCCAUUGACUACCUCAGCAGCAGCAUGGACAGACGGGGGGAGCAGAGGAAGAGCACGAGAGCUCCCCCAGAGAGCAGGAACACCAGCAGGGAGAGUUCUGUCCUCAGCCUGACACCAGAAGCCACCAGCACCAUGUUAGUGCCCGCUGGUGACCAUUACACCAUGACUGACUUUGCCACCGCCUACUUCCGAGAGGCUCAGUCCCUGCAGGGCCUGAAGGGGACAUCUGCUGAGAAGAAGAAUGUGGCUGAGCUGGUGCGGCACACCAAGGUCCCAAUCCAGGCGUCUCUGCUCCGGUACUCCGACAGCGAGCUGAAUGAGCUGGCAGUAAAGAACUUCCAGACACUGAUGAGGUUCAUGGGAGAUCAGCCAAAACACAAGCACCAGGCUGAGGUCCAAUGCAUCUAUGAAAUUCUUCAGCUGUGCAAGGAGAAGGAGAAUUUGCACGAUGAGAUCUACUGCCAGGUCAUCAAACAGGUCACCCACAACCCUCAGCAGGAGAGCGAGCUGCGGGGCUGGUUGCUCCUAAACCUGCUCACUGGGUACUUCCUGCCUUCCAAAAUCCUCAUGCCCUAUGCCACCAAGUUCCUGCAGUUGGCCAGCAGUGAUCCAUCCAGCACCCACCAUGAUAUAGCCAAGAUCUGCCAGAGCAACCUGCGCAAAAACUUCCUGUACGGGGGCCGCCGGCACCUCCCUUUCCCUGUGGAGAUGGAGGCACUGCUGAAGGGACACGGCGCCCGCCGGCUGGUGGUGCUGAUGCCUGGAGGCCUGGAGUACCUCACCAGGAUCAGGACAUUCACUGUGGCCAAGGAGCUCUUGCAGGAGAUCUGUGAGCAGAUGGGAAUAGGUGAACAGGAAGAAACACUGGACUUUGUUCUCUUUGCUGUCAGGAUUGACGACAAAAAUCUCGGUAAAAUGGUGAGGCCAAUAAAACUGGAGGAGUAUCUCCAUGAUUACCUGCUGGAGGACAAGCUGGUCACUGUGACCUUACGCAGGCUCAUCUGGAGGACACCUCUGCACUUUGACAACCAAGUUUACACAGAUGUCCAUUAUGGACAGGUGCUGUGGGAUUACCUGAAUGGGAGGAUCCUGCUGAACCAGAAUAAAGAAAUGGAGAUGCAGGUGGGCCUUUUGGCAAUGCUCCAGCACUGGGCCAAAGUGGAGCAGCAGAGCUCUGCUCCCUCCAGGGAAGAGCUGAAGGAAUACACUCCCAAGAGCCUGCAGGCCUCCAUCAGCCCCAAGGCUCUGCACAGCCACAUGGCCACACUGCUGAGAACAAGGCAGCCCCUCCAGCCACAGGAUGCAAAAGUCCAAUUCAUAGAGCACGUGAUGAAAUUGCCUUUCUUUGGCUACUCCAUCUUCACAGUGGAGAGAAUCAGUGAUGAAACGAUCCCUGUGCCCUGUUUCUUUGGUGUGAACAAGGAGGAGAUCAUUGUGGUGGAUGGCACCACCCAGGAGGUGUCCUGGGUGGUUCCCCUGAAGGAGCUGCAGAGGAUGCGCACCCUGAGGCCCAUGUCUGACGGGGGCCCUCCCGGCCUGGAGCUCCACUACGGCUCCCCCGAGAGCCCCAGGGCCCUGUGGCUGGAACUGUCACAGGCCAAAGAACUGUACCACACGAUUGUUGUCAUCCUGGAUAAAACAGAGCUGCACUCCUAA